Molecule: messenger RNA, 7671 nt
Organism: Mustela lutreola (European mink)
Lineage: Eukaryota; Metazoa; Chordata; Mammalia; Carnivora; Mustelidae
Gene: REST
Product: RE1 silencing transcription factor
Exons: 4
Coding region: 659-3943 (1094 amino acids)
Biological process (GO): regulation of gene expression
Cellular component (GO): nucleus
Source: RefSeq, a predicted model, not a curated record
AGCGCGGGGCGGGGGCGGGCGGCCGAGCGGGAUCGGGUUACACCGGCGCAGCCCGGGGGCUGGGCCGGGGGCGUCCUUGGGGAGCGGUGUGGAGCCAGGACCCCCUCCCCAGUCGAGGCUGGGCCGUCGCCUCCGCACGGGCCCGAGCGUCCUUCGAGUCAGUCCUGAGGAGCGGAGCUGCUUGUGGCGCUGGUCCUGAAACUUCUUCCCCGUCCUCCUGCUCCCAGGUCCCGCCGCAGCCCCUCGUCGGCCCGCGGCCCUCGCGUCCCCCUCCCUCUCCGGCCUCUCCCUUUCGCCGGAAGGCGCCGUUGAGUGCGGCCGGGCGGGUUGAGUCAGCCCCGCGGCCCGGGCGGUUCCGCCAAUGGGGCUGGACAGCGAUUUCUGCUCUCGGGCCGCCCCGCCGCCUCGGCCCUCCGCACCCGACCACCUCGGCGCCCGAGCUGGCGGGGCCGGGGCGCGCGUCCCGCGGGGCGCGGUGGGGGAGUGAGUUCGCAAACUUCCGGGGCGCGGGGGAGGCGGCCAGCGCGCGUGGGGGCCCCCUCCGGCGCUAGGGGCCCGACGCCUCGGGAGGGCGCCGGCGGAGCCUCCCGGGCCCUCUGCGGAGGGUGAGCCCAGGGGCGGUGAGAGGAGCUAGGACGCCGGCAACGCGAAUACAGUCAUGGCCACCCAGGUAAUGGGGCAGUCUUCUGGAGGAGGAGGGCUGUUCACGGGCAGUGGCAACAUUGGCAUGGCCUUGCCUAACGACAUGUAUGACUUGCAUGACCUCUCCAAAGCUGAGUUGGCUGCGCCUCAGCUUAUCAUGUUGGCAAAUGUGGCCUUAACUGGGGAAGUGAAUGGCAGCUGCUGUGAUUACCUGGUUGGUGAAGAAAGACAGAUGGCAGAAUUGAUGCCUGUCGGAGAUAACAAUUUUUCAGAUAGUGAUGGAGAAGGACUUGAGGAGUCCGCUGAAAUCAAAGGUGAACCCAGUGGAUUGGAAAACAUGGAACUGGAAAGUUUGGAACUCAGUGUUGUAGAACCACAGCCUGUGUUUGAGGUAUCAGCUGCCCCAGAAAUUUACAGCUCAAAUAAAGAUCUUCCCCCCGAAACCCCUGGAGCGGAGGACAAAUGCAAGAACUUGAAGAGCAAACCUUUUCGCUGUAAGCCAUGCCAGUAUGAAGCCGAAUCUGAAGAGCAGUUUGUGCAUCAUAUCAGAGUUCAUAGUGCCAAGAAAUUUUUCGUGGAAGAAAGUGCUGAGAAGCAAGCAAAAGCCAGAGAAUCUGGGUCUUCCACUGCAGAGGAGGGAGAUUUCUCCAAGGGCCCCAUUCGCUGCGACCGCUGUGGCUAUAAUACCAAUCGGUAUGAUCACUAUACUGCUCACCUGAAACACCACACCAGAGCUGGGGAUAAUGAGCGAGUCUACAAGUGCAUCAUUUGCACGUAUACCACAGUAAGCGAAUAUCACUGGAGGAAACACUUAAGAAACCAUUUUCCAAGGAAAGUAUACACAUGUGGAAAAUGCAACUAUUUUUCAGAUAGAAAAAAUAAUUACGUUCAACAUGUUCGAACUCAUACAGGGGAACGCCCAUAUAAAUGUGAACUCUGCCCUUACUCAAGUUCUCAGAAGACUCAUCUAACUAGACACAUGCGUACUCAUUCAGGUGAGAAGCCGUUUAAAUGUGAUCAGUGCAGUUAUGUGGCCUCUAAUCAACAUGAAGUAACCCGCCAUGCAAGACAGGUUCAUAAUGGGCCCAAACCUCUUAACUGUCCACAUUGUGACUACAAAACAGCAGAUAGAAGUAACUUCAAAAAACAUGUAGAGCUACACGUUAAUCCACGGCAGUUCAAUUGCCCUGCGUGCGACUAUGCGGCUUCCAAGAAGUGUAAUCUUCAGUAUCACUUCAAAUCCAAGCAUCCUACUUGUCCUAAUAAAACCAUGGAUGUCUCAAAAGUGAAACUAAAGAAAACCAAAAAACGAGAGGCUGAUCUGCCUGAUAACAAUAUUACCAAUGAAAAAAAAGAAACAGAACAGACAAAAAUAAAGGGGGAUGUGGCUGGAAAGAAGAAUGAGAAGCCUGUAAAAAUGGAGAAAAAAGAUAAUGUUUCAAAAGAGAAAAAGUCUUUUAGUAAUGCUUCAACUCAAGUGACUACCAGAACACGCAAAUCAGCAAUGGAAACUAAAGAAAUGGAUGUGCAUACAGGAAAUAAUUCAGAAACAACCUGUAAAACCAAGAAAAGCAAAAGAAGGAUGGAAACUGAAGCCCAUUCCUUAAAAGAUACUAUUAAUGAUGAGGAACCUGUGACAAAAAAGAAGAAGAAGGCAGAAGGCAAAUCCAAAAGUAGUCAGGAAGUGCCAAAAGGUGAUAGCAAAGUAGAGGAGACUAAAAAACAAAAUACUUCCGUGAAGAAAAGUACAAAGAAGAAAAGUCUGAAGAACAAGUCAGGUAAAAAAAGCAGCAAGGCUGCUCAGAAGGGGCCUGCUCGGAUGGUGCCUUCUCCUCCCGAGGGGCCUGCUCAGAUGGCCGCCUCUUCUUCCAAGGGGCCAUCUCAGAUGCAGCCUUCUCCAUCUGGGGAGCCCAUUGAGAUGGAGCCUUCUCCCCCUGUGGGGCCUGCUCAGAUGGAGCCUUCUCCUCCCGGGGGGCCUGCUCAGAUGGCCCUUUCUCCUUCCAAGAGGUCUUCUCAGAUGACGCCUUCUCCUUCCAAGGGGUCUUCUCAGAUGAUGCCUUCUCCUUCCAAGGGGUCUUCUCAGAUGGCGCCUUCUCCUUCCAAGGGGUCUUCUCAGAUGGCGCCUUCUCCUUCCAAGGGGUCUCCUCAGAUGGCGCCUUCUCCUUCCAAGGGGUCUCCUCAGAUGAUGCCUUCUCCUUCCAAGGGGUCUUUUCAGGUGGUGCCUUCUCCUCCCGGGGGGCAUGCUCAGCUAGAGCUGCCCCCUGCCAUGGAGUCUGCUCACAUGGAGGUUGGUCAGGUGGAGCCCCCUCCUCCAGUGGCCCCUGCUCACAUAGGACCUGCUCAGACAGAGCCACCACCUCCCCCUGGGGGGCCCGCUCAGAUGGAGGUUGUUCAGAGGGAGCCGCCUCCUCCCACAGAGCCGCCUCUUCACAUGGAACCAAGUCCCAGAAAGUCUCCUCGGAAAGAUAAUAAAAAAGAAAAACCCAACACGCAGAGUGAAGUGGCUCGGAAGGAGCAAGUCCUCAUUGAAGUUGGCUUAGUGCCUGUCAAAGACAGCCAGCUUCUGAAGGAGAGUGCAGGUACGCGGGAUCUCUCUGCACCAUCACCACCACCGCCAAAGGAAAACUUAAAAGAAGAGGAGUCAAAAGACCAAAAAUCAUUCACUGAAGGUGAAGGAAGUAAAGAAGCCCCUCUUCAAAAGGUAGAAGAGGCAGGGAAGAUUCUAGCUGGUCUUGCUGCUAUUAACAAGGAAUCUGCCGGUAUUUCAUCCUCUGAGCAAAACUUGACUAUGGCAGAGGGUGAAAUGUUAGAUGCUAAGUGUCUGACUGACACUGAGCUUCGUGAAAUGGAAAUAGACACUGAUGAGAACAAAACAGAGAACCCCCCUGGCAAAGAGCCAGCAGUUGAAGAACCUGUUUCACCAGUGCUGCUUCCCCUGCCAAUAGAAAAUCACGAAGCAGUGUCCAAAACUGCUGUGACAUCACCUCCUGUCACCAUGGCAGUAAAUGAGUCUCAGGAAAUGGAUGAAGACGAAGGCAUCCAUAGUCAUGAUGGAAGUGAUCUAAGUGACAACAUGUCAGAGGGUAGCGAUGACUCUGGAUUAAAUGGGGCCCGGCCAGUGCCACAAGAAACCAGCAGGAAAAAUGCAAAGGAAGCCUUGGCAGUCAAAGUGGCUGAGGGGGAUUUUGUUUGUAUCUUCUGUGAUCGCUCUUUUAGAAAGGAAAAAGAUUACAGCAAGCACCUCAAUCGCCAUUUGGUUAAUGUCUACUUCCUUGAAAAAGCAGCUAAAGGGCAGGAGUAAUUUAGGAUAAGGCUUCACUUCUUAGUUUAUAAGAUCUAUUACAUUUAAUAUUCAUUUGUAGUUGUAGACAACCUUUUAUUUUUUAAAUUGCUUUAAUUAGUGUCCGAUGUUGAUUUUUAAGUGGCACUCUUUUCCUUAGGACUCUAUAUACCUGUUGAUGGAUAAAUUUUAGCAAAUCCAAGGAAGGUAGUGUACUAAACCAGCAGACACCUAAAUCUGUUAGUUUAUACGUUUAAUUGAAAUGAGAAGGCCAAGGUGGUAUUGUAGCAUUCUGUUGCUUUGUCUGGCUGUAACUUGUCACUUUCCUUGCCAUGUCUGUCUUCUUGUUUCACUUUAGUUUUUUUUUCUUAGUUCUUUGUUUAGUUCUAUAAAAAUUGGCAUACUUAAAUAGCAAAUUACUUGAAGAAUUUGCCUGCUUUAUAUAAAGUUAGCACUUUAAGAUUUUUUUUAGAGAUGAGGAGAGACAUUUAAAUUGAAGAAAAAUUUUCCCAGCAGUGGACAUUGUAUCAGUCCAGGUAUUUACUUCUGAGUUUUGAUCAAUAUUUCUUAUUUGUAUAUGUUAAUCAUCAUAAAAACAAUUGAUUUUGGUGUGGUUUUUUUGUUUGUUUUGGGUUUUUUAUUUGUGGGUUUUUUUUUUUUUUUGGUGCUUUAAUGGCUUAAGAUGUUGCACAUUGUUUUGGUUUUUUUUUAACCUAUGCAGUUCAAUUUUUUUCUAGAAAUAGUAUUUGUUGAACAGUAACACUUUAUACAUAUAUAUGCAUGUUUAUUUUGACCUCUUUGGAGGGAUGCUUUUAGUCUUGUUUGCAAAAGGGCAGUUUUCUUUUUCCUUUGCUGCAAUUGUCUUUUUUGCAGAAUAUUAGUGUGUGCAAAUUUGUGAGCAAAUGAAACAUGCAGGUUCAAUCCAUUGAUUUUGAAUUUCACAUCUUAUAUCUAUGCCGGAAUCUGUAUUUCACAUAAGUUAUUUAUUUUAAAUGGAUGUAGUGAGUUCACAGCUCUCAUAUUGACCUUUAAACAAACCACUAGGCUCUUUAUUAAAUGGAUUUUAAUCUCAGAUACCAACCAUAAGUAAAAAUUUUUGGCUUGUUUUAGUACAACUACUUCCUAGAUGUACAGUGUUAAGUUACAUAUUUGAGGAAGACCUUUUUACAUAGAUGGUUGGUGUCCAUAUGGCUCCUCAGCUGAAUAAAGAACUGUAAAUGAUGUUUGGAAACUGCAGACCUGGAAUUAGGAGACAUAAUUACUCCUUCAAGGUAUACCGAAUAUCAGUUGUGAGAUUCCAAAGCCAUAGCAAUGAUACAGCAAACCUAGGUUGAGAGAGGUAGUAUGAGUGCUGGUAGACCAGCUGCUACUUACUUCCUAUGAAUACAGUGAAAAAGGCAGGUGAAACCUAAGUACAGUCCAGAUUUUUAAAAAAUCACACUUUCUCAGGGAUCUCCACAAACUAGUGGGUGUCCUGGCUGUCCCUGUGACAGCCGCUUUCUACAGGUGAGGCCUCAAAUGAAUUGCAGCUAUCCUGGUGUUCCUGUGGGGGCACUUAGUAUUAAGAAAGAGUGUUCUUCUAAACUUUCUUGGUAGGUUCUUUGGCCACUUGCCAAAGAGUAUGAAAGAAUCCAACCCAACAGGAUUUUUCUUCCUAAUAGCAGUUAAUUCAUUUCGGUCAAAGUAUGAUUCCAGUAGGGAAUCUGGAACAAUUCUGAUCCUCCCAUGUUCUGUCCUGAAAUAACCACUUUAUAUAUCAUUUAUUUUCUUUCACCUGGCGAUCUCUUUGAGGCAGGUUUCAGAGUUUGGCAAUGCAACAUGAAAGACUAGGGAAAGCAUUGAUGAAGUGUGGGUAGAAAACUUGUUAAAAAUCUGAGGGUGAAGUUUGAGUUAAAAGACAUUUGAACUUGGAAUUGACUGGGAGGCCAAAGAUUUAAAGAAGAGAAGAUUCUCUCAAGAAAAGAGUAAGUUGUGUGUUAAUGGUGUGUGUUUUGUGUGCAUGAAUGGGAAUUUAUAAAUGAUGUUGAAUUCUAGAUGAAUUCACGGCUCCGACAAUCAUUGUCAACAGAAGAUCAAGCUGCAAAUAUUUAUGUUUUAAAUCUUAAAUUAUAAAGCUAGUUAAAUCUUUCUAACAACUAGUUUUAAUGUUCAUGGGUACAUUUUAUGUAAGUUACUUUUACAUUCUGUAUGAAAAGACUCAUGUUAAGUACAGAUUGGAGAUUGGGAAUCCAUUUGGGGAAGAGGUUUUGUGGAUUGUUCAGUGCUACAAAAGAAAAAAAAUUAGACUUCUGGGGAAUUGGACUAAUUUUCUUAUCUAGUUUUUAAGACUAGAGUGCUAAAAACAAAAUAUGAAGGAAAUUAAAACCCCUUGUUAUUAAAUUGAUCUGUGAAAACAUUGUUACUGGAAAUUGAGUGGGACUUGAGGCCUUUCUUCCAGAAAACAAGGACUUGAUUGUCAGGCCUAUAUUAGGUUCUGAACCUUAAUGCCAUGUAUUUGUACUUGUUAAAAUUGUUUCAAUGAAAAAUAUGUUAGUAAUAAGAACUUCUGGUUUAGUUGGGAGUUCUUCCAUUUGAAAAAUGUGAUAUUUGCAUGGAACUGUUUGAAUCUUUGUUUUCUCAGUUUCCCCUCCACUGGAUAGAAUUGAAACUAGAAUUUUCCCUUUUGUUAAAGGAAUAAAAAGUGAAUAUGUUAUUUGUAAAUUGAUGUUUAGUAACUAGAGAUAAACUUGAAUACUAGAAUACAUGAUAAGCCUAAUCUAGGUAGUCUUAGGAAAAUCUCUCUUCUGUCUUCUCAACCUAUAUUCACAUUGAACUUCAAGAUAUAUUAAGUUAUAUUUUUUCCGCUUUUCAGAGCUGCUUUGGGGCUACUUUUUUUUUUUUUUUUUUUUUAAUUGAGGUGUAAUUUGUAAGGGGCUACAUUUCUGGUAAGGCUUCUUAUAAUUGGCUGGAUGUUUUCUAGUCUUCCAAGAAGGGCCAUUUUAUUUUUUAGAGUCACUUCUAAAGUCAUGUGGUCUUUAACUUUGGGGACUGUUUUGCAUUUAAGUGCUAAUGCAAAUAAAUUUAAGCCCAAGUAGACCUCAUCACAUGUCACCUCAUGAAUGUUGACAAUGGAAGGAAUACCUUGCCUGUAGUAUAAUAUCAGUUCUGGACCGAAAAGCUGGGGAAGAAACUUCAUUUUCUUUUUUGCAUAAACCAGAAAAAACAGCUAGUCUGUGCAGCUUCCUUGUUGACCUCAGCAGAUGAACUGAGCUGAUAGUGUUAAUUCAGAUUUGGUAAAUUAUCUGAAUCUUCGUUUCUGUAGACUUGCAAUCUACAUGCAAUUUUUACUAAAUCAGAUAGCUUUUACAUUUUCACUUGUGUACAUAGGCUCCCCACCCUUUUCAACAUCCAUUAGUUAAUUGAUCUUUGUAAACUGGCAUUGAAACAUUACAACAAUGUUUUGUUGCACCAAUUUUAUAAACUUACAGUGCAAUACGUGUUAUUUUUCCGAGACAAACCAAAGGUUAAUAUCUCAAGGUUCUUGCUGCCUGCUUUAGCAGCAUUUGAUGGGAGGAUCUUUUAUAUACAUUUGUAAUAGAUGAGAAAUAAACCAGAUUGCAAAUAAUUUUUUCUUUUUUUAAAGCUUAAACCAUGUACCAAGUCUUUGGUCCAAAUUGUGUAGGGUAAGUUAAGCUUAAAUGGCAUUCUAUUAACCAGUAUGAGUGUAUUUCUGUAAGCAUAGUUAUGUUGAAAUAAAGUUUUAAAAAGCC